Messenger RNA from Cololabis saira (Pacific saury), 4828 nucleotides. It is a transcript of the gene pds5a, whose product is annotated as PDS5 cohesin associated factor A. Bases 158 to 4048 code for a protein of 1296 amino acids. The transcript is spliced from 33 exons. The record is from RefSeq and is a predicted model, not a curated record. Gene Ontology annotation, biological process: DNA repair; mitotic sister chromatid cohesion. Gene Ontology annotation, cellular component: chromatin; nucleus. Lineage: Eukaryota; Metazoa; Chordata; Actinopteri; Beloniformes; Belonidae.
CGCCGACAGACCGAGGGGGGCGCGCUGCCCUCAGCCUUCAGCAGGCAGCGCUGACUGAACCAGCAGAGCUUUGUGCCGAAAACUAACGCCAACCUGAACCAGACUAAUGAAUUAAAACGGCCCAGAGGCCAGUAGAAGACCGUCAACACCGACAAGCAUGGAGUUCGCGCAGCCGCAGAAGCCUGUGGGCGACGGGAAGGUUGUGUAUCCUCCCGGAGUAAAAGAGAUCACCGACAAGAUCACCAACGAUGAGGUUGUCAAACGGUUAAAGAUGGUGGUGAAGACCUACAUGGACAUGGAUCAAGAUUCUGAAGAGGAGAAGCAGCAGUAUCUUGGCCUGGCUCUUCAUCUUGCCUCAGAGUUCUUCUUAAAGAACCCCAAUAAGGAUGUACGGCUACUGGUGGCCUGCUGUUUAGCUGAUAUCUUCAGGAUCUAUGCUCCUGAGGCUCCCUACACCUCCCAUGACAAACUCAAGGAUAUCUUCCUGUUUAUCACAAGACAGCUAAAGGGACUCGAAGACACCAAGAGCCCCCAGUUCAACAGAUAUUUCUACCUGCUGGAGAACCUCGCAUGGGUGAAGUCGUACAAUAUCUGUUUUGAACUGGAGGACUGCAAUGAGAUAUUCAUUCAGCUCUUCAAAACACUCUUCUCAGUCAUCAAUAACAGCCAUAACCAGAAGGUGCAGAUGCACAUGAUGGAUCUGAUGAGUUCUAUCAUCAUGGAGGGAGAUGGAGUCACACAAGAGUUGCUGGACACGAUCCUCAUUAACCUCAUUCCUGCACAUAAAAAUUUGAACAAACAAGCUUACGAUCUCGGCAAGACUCUGCUGAAAAGGACUGUCCAGACUAUUGAGACAUGCAUUGCAAAUUUCUUCAAUCAGGUUUUAGUGAUGGGAAAGUCAUCAGUCAGUGAUCUGUCAGAGCACGUCUUUGACCUCAUCCAAGAACUGUUCGCCAUCGACCCCAUGCUGCUUACCUCUGUCAUGCCACAGCUGGAGUUCAAGCUUAAGAGCAACGACGGCGAGGAACGUCUGGCAGUUGUACGGUUGCUAGCAAAGUUGUUUGGGGCCAAAGACUCUGAGCUCGCCUCACAGAACCGACCACUGUGGCAGUGCUUCUUAGGACGGUUCAACGACAUCCAUGUACCUGUCAGGCUAGAGUGUGUAAAGUUUGCAAGCCACUGCCUCAUGAACCACCCAGACCUGGCCCGAGACCUGACAGAGUAUUUGAAGGUACGUUCGCAUGAUCCAGAGGAAGCCAUUCGGCAUGACGUCAUUGUCACGAUCAUCAACGCUGGAAAGAAAGACCUCAACUUGGUCAACGACCAGCUGCUGGGCUUCGUACGGGAGAGGACUCUUGACAAGAGGUGGCGCGUGCGGAAGGAGGCCAUGAUGGGCCUUGCUCAGCUCUUCAAGAAGUACUGCCUGCACCACGAAGCCGGCAAGGAGUCAGCCCUGAAGAUCAGCUGGAUCAAAGACAAACUACUGCACAUCUAUUAUCAGAACAGCAUCGAUGACAAGUUAUUAGUUGAGAAGAUUUUUGCCCAAUACAUGGUGCCUCACAGUCUCGAUACAGAGGAGAAGAUGAAAUGCCUGUACUACCUGUAUGCCUGCCUGGACACAAAUGCUGUAAAGGCGCUUAAUGAGAUGUGGAAGUGUCAGAACAUGCUCCGAGGUCUCGUCAAAGAGCUGCUUGAUCUUCAUAAGUUGCCAGCGUCUGAGGCCAAUAGCACGUCAAUGUUCGGGAAGCUUAUGAGUAUUGCCAAGAACCUGCCGGAUGCUGGAAAGGCCCAGGACUUCAUGAAGAAAUUCAACCAGGUUCUUGCUGAGGACGAGAAGCUCAGAAUCCAGCUGGAGAUGCUCAUCAGUCCGACCUGCUCCUGCAAACAGGCCGAGAUCUGUGUGAGAGAAAUCACGCGGAAGUUGACAUUCCCAAAACAGCCAACCAACCCUUUCCUGGAGAUGGUGAAGUUCCUGCUGGAGCGGAUCGCACCUGUUCACAUCGACUCUGAGGCAAUCAGUGCUCUGGUAAAGCUGCUGAACAAAUCCAUUGAGGGCACAGCAGAUGAUGAUGAGGAGGGUGUCACGCCUGAUACAGCCAUCCGCUCUGGACUAGAACUGCUCAAGGUCCUGUCGUUCACACAUCCCACAGCGUUCCACUCAGCGGAGACCUACGAGUCUUUGCUCCAGUGUUUGAAGAUGGAGGAUGACAAAGUGGCGGAGGCAGCAAUCCAGAUCUUCAGAAACACCGGACAGAAGAUCGAGACAGAGUUACAACAGAUAAGAUCGACACUGAUUCCCGUCCUGCAUCAGAAAGCGAAGCGGGGCACACCUCACCAGGCCAAGCAGGCUGUCCACUGUAUUCACGCUAUCUUUAACAACAAGGAGGUGCAGCUGGCACAGAUUUUUGAGCCUUUGUCACGUAGUCUCAACGCAGAUGUUCCAGAGCAGCUCAUCACGCCACUCGUGUCCCUCGGGCACAUAUCCAUGCUGGCUCCAGAUCAGUUUGCCUCGCCGAUGAAAUCAAUCGUGGCCAACUUCAUAGUGAAAGACUUGCUCAUGAAUGAUCGGUCAGUGGGGAAUAAGAACGGGAAGUUGUGGACCACUGAUGAAGAAGUCUCCCCAGAGGUUCUAGCAAAGGUUCAGGCCAUCAAGUUACUGGUGCGUUGGUUACUGGGAAUGAAGAACAACCAGUCCAAAUCAGCAAACUCAACCCUUCGCCUGCUGUCAGCCAUGCUGGUCAGCGAGGGAGACCUCACAGAGCAAAAGAAAAUCAGUAAGUCAGACAUGUCUCGUCUGAGGCUCGCUGCUGGUGCAGCCAUUAUGAAGUUGGCACAAGAACCAUGUUACCAUGACAUCAUCACACCGGAGCAGUUUCAGCUCUGUGGACUCGUAAUCAAUGACGAAUGCUACCAGGUUCGUCAGAUCUUUGCACAGAAGUUGCACUUGGCUCUCGUCAAACUGUUGCUACCUCUGGAGUACCUGGCGGUUUUCGCUCUGUGCGCCAAGGACCCGGUGAAGGAGCGCCGCGCCCACGCCCGACAGUGCCUCCUCAAAAACAUCUCCGUCCGCCGAGAGUACAUCAAACAAAACCCCCUCGCUCAGGAAAAACUGGUCUCUCUCCUUCCUGAGUACGUGGUUCCGUACAUGAUUCACCUGCUGGCCCACGACCCCGACUUCACAAAACCACAUGAAUACGAACAGCUGAAAGACGUCAAAGAGUGCCUGUGGUUCAUGUUAGAAGUGCUGAUGACCAAAAAUGAAAACAACAGUCAUGCCUUUCUCAGGAAGAUGGUUGAGAACAUCAAACAAACAAAGGAUGCUCAGUGUCCUGAAGAUGCAAAGGCCAAUGAGAAAUUGUAUAUCGUCUGUGAUGUUGCUCUCUUCGUCAUCGCCAACAAGAGCACCGCGUGUCACCUGGAAUGUCCGAAAGAGCCUGUCCUUCCCUCCAAGUUCUUUCUCAUACAAGACAAGGCAGAUUUUAAAAAUGACAAGGAGUACCUGACUUCAGAGAUGAGACAAAUGCUGCUCACCGGGAAGCCUAAACCAUCUCCAGUGUUGGGAGCCGUCAACAAACCUUUAACAGUACCAGGACGGAGGAUCUUCACCAAGACCACACCAGCGUCAGAUACAACCAGUAACACCAGCAGCAACUCCUCCCCGCUGAGCUCAGCCAUCAACAAGAACAGUAACAGCAGCACUACCACCGAGUCGCCGGAGAGCCGAGCGCAGGAAAACAACGAGAACCCAGUCAUUCAGAAAGAGGAAGGGAAGGAGGGGAAGAAGGAAGAGCCCAGUCAGAAAGCGACUCCCGAAGCCGGGACGGAAGCGUCGCCCGUCAGACGACGCGGACGACCUCCGAAGAGCGCGGCCGCCCCUGUAGCGGCUGAAAAGGAAGGAGCGGCAGCCUCGGCCGGGGGCGGAGCGGGCCGGGGCAGGAAGAGAGUAGCCGACGCCAACCCGUCAGCAGAGUCCAUCAACAUCAAGAUGUCGAAACAGCAGCAGCAGAAGGACGAAGGGACAAAGAGACAGAUCGACCUACAGAGGUAAAGAGGGGACUUGGUGAAGGUGAAAUCCAGACCCGAGAGAACGGGCCUGAAUCUUCUCCGAACCUUCCCAAUCCUGUGUUCAAAGUCCUCUGACUCUUAAAGCUUUCCUGGAGAUAUUAUGGACCUUUCUUAAAACAAACAUGAAAUGUACACACCCCCACAUACACACACUGACAUCCUAGAAGAUUUUAAACACAUUGUAGUCAUAAAUUGAAGCUCGCUGUAUGUAGGUCUUACUCAAAAACAUAUUUUUUCCCCUUUGUGUUUGUUGCUCUUUGCUUCAUUUGUGGAGCAAUUUUUGAGAAAAAAAAGAAAAAAAAAGACAUUUUACAAACGUUUUAAUCUGAUUAUGAUUGUUGCUUAUUAAAUUCCCGGGGAAACAUCCCAACCCUCCCGACUCUCAGCUUCUUCCUCCCCGUCUCUGUUGCACGAUAUUUAUACGUGAGUUUCACCACUUUUACACUUCAAGCAACUUUUCAAUCAGGAGUUUUCAAAUAUUAAAAAAAGGCGAUCGUUUGCAGCUGAUCAUAAAUCACACAUGUGGGAACAGUGAUACUUGAGCAGAUUAUAUCAGCUUUUUUUGUGUGUUUGGCUCUAGUAUAAAUUCAGGAAAAACCUUUAGUGGUUUAACCACCAGCGGGCAUGUUUCAAGACUUUUAUACCCCCCCCUCAGUGUGUAAAUGGACAAAUUUAAGUUGUCCAAUAUUUUUAAACAGCCCUGUGAUCAGGGGCUUUGAUUUUUUUGUACAAACAGAUGCACAUUAAAUUACAAAUACCGGUA